Messenger RNA from Elephantulus edwardii (Cape elephant shrew), 711 nucleotides. Its product is annotated as metalloproteinase inhibitor 1-like. Bases 1 to 711 code for a protein of 236 amino acids. NCBI's taxonomy places the organism in Eukaryota, Metazoa, Chordata, Mammalia, Macroscelidea, Macroscelididae. Gene Ontology annotation, molecular function: metalloendopeptidase inhibitor activity; protease binding. The transcript has 7 exons. Gene Ontology annotation, cellular component: extracellular matrix. The record is from RefSeq and is a predicted model, not a curated record. Gene Ontology annotation, biological process: negative regulation of endopeptidase activity; negative regulation of membrane protein ectodomain proteolysis.
AUGAGCCUGAAAAGACCUGCCUCCAUUGCCACAGACCAUCACCGCAGACUCAGCACCUACGGAGCCAUGAGAGCAGAAGCUAAAACGGCAACCUUCACACUCCUGACGUCUGCCAUCCUGGUACUGCUCUGGCUGACCCACCCCAGCAAAGCAUGCACCUGUGUCCAACCCCACCCGCAAAUGGCCUUCUGUAAUUCUGACUUUGUCAUCAAGGCCAAGUUUACUGGGACAACAGAAAUCAACCAGGCCGCCUUAUACCGGCGUUAUGAGAUCAAGAUGACCGAGAUUUUCAAAGGGUCCAACAUUUUGGCGAAUAACCCAGGCAUCAUCAACUUCGUCUACACCCCUAUCAUGGAGAGCGUCUGUGGAUAUACCCACAAGUCCCAGGACCAAAAUGAGGAAUUUCUUAUUUGUGGAAAACUUCGGAAUGGGAACCUGUACAUCACCACCUGCAGCUUCAUAGCUCCCUGGAAUAAUCUGAGCUCUGCUCAGCGCCAAGGCUUUACCCAGACCUAUGCUGCUGGCUGUAAGGAAUGCAGAGUGGUUCCCUGCUUAUUUACCCCCUGCCAGCAAAAGAGUAAGACUCAUUGCCUGUGGACAGACCAGCUCCUCUUAGGCCCAGAAAAGGACUUCCAGAGCCGCCACUUUGCCUGUCUAGCACAUGAGCCAGGCAUGUGUAGCUGGCAGUCCCUGAGGCGCCAGAAAGCAUGA